Messenger RNA from Mizuhopecten yessoensis (Yesso scallop), 1105 nucleotides. RefSeq names its product alpha-amylase-like. Gene Ontology annotation, molecular function: alpha-amylase activity; cation binding. Gene Ontology annotation, biological process: carbohydrate metabolic process. The record is from RefSeq and is a predicted model, not a curated record. The transcript has 4 exons. Lineage: Eukaryota; Metazoa; Mollusca; Bivalvia; Pectinida; Pectinidae. The coding region runs from base 38 to 1090 and encodes 350 amino acids.
CAACGUCAGAAUAUACGCGGAUGCCGUUAUCAACCACAUGACGGGAGUAGGUGGGUCCGGCACGGGGACAGCGGGAUCCCACUGGGACGGAGACAGCCUGUCGUAUCCCGGGGUUCCAUUCUCUGCCUGGGACUUCAACUCUGGAAGCGAGUGCCACAGCAGCGAUAUGAACAUUCACGACUACAACAACGCCGAGGAAGUCCGCAACUGUCGCCUGGUCAGUCUCGCUGACCUGAAACUCAGCAAGAACUACGUCCGGGAUGAAAUUGCUGGCUACAUGAACCAUCUAAUCAACAUUGGCGUGGCUGGGUUCCGAGUAGACGCCGCCAAACAUAUGUGGCCCGGAGAUCUCAGAUCGUUGUUCGGAAAACUUACUAAUCUAAACUCGGGGGUAUUCGGUUCGGGAGUGAAACCGUUUAUCUUCCAGGAAGUGAUUGAUAUGGGUUCGGAGCCGAUUAGUGCAUCCGAAUACAUAGGGAUCGGGCGAGUUACGAACUUUAUUUUCGGCGCGAAACUUGGACAGGUUUUUCGAAAUGAAAACAAGGCGAGCUAUCUUCACAACUGGGGUGAGGCUUGGAAUAUGCCCAACUCUAAUGACGUCGUUGUGUUUAUUGAUAACCAUGACAACCAGAGAGGACACGGAGGAGGAGGUGGUCCAAUAACCCACUUCGAGCCACGCCCAUACAAACUCGCCACCACCUUCAUGUUGGCCCAUCCAUACGGGUUCACGCGCCUCAUGAGCAGCUACAACUUUGACAGGUCAAAUACUGACCAGGGCCCCCCUCAUCACGGUGACACAAUCAAUGACGUCACCAUUAACGGUGAUCAAACGUGUGGUAACGGAUGGGUAAGUUAUCUAUAUGUUCUCAAUUACUUACGGAUACCAACUACAACCAGUGCCUACAAUCACAAUAGGUACCUAUUGCUACACAACAUCAUUCCGACAGUGAUAGGCAUUCGUCUUCGAGCCCUGUAUAUUGCUUUAUACUAUCAUACUUUGUAUACCGUUCAUGUUGAAUACGAGUUCGAUAAGGUAAGGUCGUAUGCGAGAAUGGAAAUAAUUAUGUGUGGCAGAUUAAAUUGUACGUAGUAUUACGAUCGCCUU